GGCCGCGGAGCGCAGUAACAGCCCAUUCUCACCACUACUUACCGGCUACAUGUGGGGUGAGAAACCUGCUGGGUAAAACCAGGCAGAGGGAAGAUACAAAACUAAGCAUUAGCAUACUUUUUACUGCAUGGAAUAACUGCUCUGAUUUUUUUUUUCCACUGAGGCGUUAGGUGGGUAAACUAGUGAAAGUUGGAUGCCUGAGGACAAGUCUGGACUGAACGACAAUGGAAUUUGUGACCUCGUAAGCACGAGAAAUAACGUUAUCUGUCUCGGCUGGUUUGUGUGAGUGUACGAGCUUCGGUAGCAGACAAUUUGGAUACUUUGAAUGAAACCAGUGAAAACUUGUUCGCUUCACUGGAACGAGGAGUAAAGCAGCGUUUGGAGCAAGUGACUGAAGAGUUGUACACAGGGCAAGCUUUGGAAGGGGUGGUCUGUAGGUCUGGUAGCCCCUUCUUGUCUCUGAAGGGGGGAAAAGAGGGAGGGUGGCCCUGCCUCUUUUGUUUCUUUUGUCGGAAAGGAGGCUGAAAAGACCAGCCAAUCAGAGAGGGGUUCUGUGAGGAAGAAGUGGGGAGUUACAGAGAUGAAGGCGUACCUUGAGGAGAGAGCGGAAAAGAGGAGGAGAGCGAAAGGAGGAUGAGAGUGUUUCUUCCGCUGUCUGUCAGUUGGAAAACAGCUGGUGUUUACUGCAGACUACUUUUCUCCUCAGAGGAAGGACAGGUUUGGACACAUCCUCAUGGGAGCCAUGGAAAGAUUGGAAAUGGCAGGAAAAGAGCACUAAACUUCCACAGUCGCCUCUCCCAUUGAGUGCCACCCUCCCCCGCCAUCGUUGCUCAUGCCUGGGAGCCCAACUCCUUGUAAAUAGCUGUGGCCAAGGACUAACAGACAUCCUGUCAGCGGUGGAACACAGUGGAUCAGGUUGUGUCCAGAAGGAUGUGUCUUUAAACCCGAGCUCCUGGGAGGUCAAGAGGUGACAUGCCUCUAUAAAACAUCACUGGAAACAAAUGCUCUGCUGCCAUGCCUCCGGGGACGGUCCAUUGUCUUUCAGUGUUAGCAGUCCAAACGCUGCUGUCUCUCCUGCUGCUAACCUCCGACUGGCCCCUCGCCUUGUUUCCUAGUGGUGUUGUCCAAGGAUCAGACUCCUCUCCCUCCAGUCUCUAUCCCACCUUUAUUCGGAAUGACACUCUGUUUGAGCACUUGGCCCUACAUCCCAACCCCAGUGUGAGUCGGGUCUACGUUGGUGCCCGAGAUCACCUGUUCCAGUUGGAUGGAUUCCUCCAUCCUGAACUUGAGGAUGACACUGGACCUGUCACUGACAGUCGGGAAUGCUUGCCUCCUGUCACUGAGAGCAACUGCCCUCAGGCUAGGCUCACCAGCAACCACAACAAGCUCCUGCUGGUCAAUCCUUACUCCAUGGAACUUAUUACCUGCGGAAGCGUCAACCAGGGAAUCUGCCAGAAACGUAGUCUGGAUUCUGUGAAUGUAGUACUUUUCUCAACAGAGAGGCCGGUGGAUACUCAAUACGUAGCCGCUAACCACCCCAAUGUUAGCACCGUGGGACUCGUGGUUCGCUCUCAUCCUGACAGGCAGCCAGUGCUGUUUGUGGGGCGGGGUUACACUAGCAGCCACCCACCGAUUUCCACACGAAACCUUGCCCAGGAACCUGUCUUUUCUUAUGAGGAGACAGCCAAGUUGGCUGUGGCUGGCCGUCUGUCAGAAUAUGACCAUCACUUUGUAGCUUCAUUUGCCCACCGUCAACAUGUGUACUUCCUUUUCUACAGACGGGACCUUAAGUCACAGUCACGCGAGUACCGCACUUACGUCUCUCGUGUUUGUUUGGAUGACCAGGCCUAUUACUCCUACGUGGAAGUGCCCCUGACAUGCCGAUCCAGGACAGGAAAAAUUUACAACCUCUUGCAAGCCGUCCAGCUCGGGCUCACCAAGGAGGGUACAGAGAGCCAAGGCUCAGAAGUUCUUCUUGGUGUCUUCUCCACUCGUUUGGCUUCAUCAACACGGCCCAGCGAGGACUCUGCCCUCUGCAUGUUUAACCUUGAAGACGUGGACCGCAGGAUUAACUCUACCAGAGAUCUGUGCUACACACAGGUGGGGAAAGAAGCAGGACUGGAGGCAGCCUACAUCGAGUAUGAAGUCAAAUCCAACUGUGCCAACUUGCCAGAGAACACUCUGGAUGCAUACCCCUGCGGCUCUGACCACACCCCCAGCCCGAUGGCCAGCAGGAUGGCUGUAGAAGCAGAGACCAUAUUGGACAGCCCGUCUGCUCGUCUCACUGCUGUGGCUGUUAGUGUGAGGGCGGGACAUACCAUUGCCUUCCUGGGAGACUCCAAGGGGAACCUGCACAAGGUGUUCCUGGGGCCAAACGGCGAGGUGGAGGAAUACUCUGUCAUCUCCAUUCAGCAGAAAGCAGCUAUCAGUUCAGACCUCAUUCUGGACCAGAAAGAGGAACAUCUCUUCAUCAUGACUCAUAACAUGCUGCAGAAGAGACCAGUGGCUGAAUGCCAGCAGCACCCAGACUGCCACUCCUGCCUGCUGGCCCAUGACCCCUACUGUGGCUGGUGUGUCCUGGAGGGAAGGUGUGUGUUGCAGUCACAGUGUGCUCGUGGGAAUCAGCCAGGUCAGUGGCUGUGGAGCUUUGACAUGGAGCAGCAGUGUCUGGCAGUCCAGGACCUCAACCCCUCCAAUGUCAGCAGGGAGGAGAGCAAGACAGUGUCUCUGUCAGUCCCGGGACUCCCAGUGUUAGAGAAAGAGGAGUCCUACUCCUGCUACUUCCAGGACAGCCACAGUCCUGCCAUUGUCACCCAAUCCGGUGUCACCUGCCAUUCUCCUGACACCAGCCAAGUACCCAUGGUGCCUCCAGGACAGGACUUUGUCACAGUCACCUUGUCUCUUCGCUUCGGCGACGUCACUGUCACAGCGAGGGAUUUCACCUUCUAUGACUGCACGGCGGUUAAGGAGCUGUCUGGCAGCAUGCCUUGCCGUGGUUGUGUUUUGAGCCGAUGGGGCUGUAACUGGUGUGUUCACCAGCACUUGUGUACCCACAAGCCCACCUGUGAGGAGGGGGUGAUCAUCUACAACCAACAUUUUAAACUCCCCACCUCAGCUCCUCCCACAACCAAACCUAUGAAAGUCAUGACAACAGCCCCGCCCACAAAGGCUGCCAUGACAACCAGCACCAUGGCCACCACCACAACAGCUCCAACAACAACUAUUGCUACAACAACUGCAACCUCUGUCACUGUAGCAACCACUCAGGAGCCAACCACCCCUCCUGCACCGACUACUCCACCCAUGACCACUACCAGCCUUGAGCCAACCACCCCACCGACCACCCUGCCCCCUCAGCCUGCAAGCACACUGCCAUCCACCACGCCAGCACCCACUCCCCCUUUACUCCCAGAGGUCAACACCGGGACGGAGGAAGAAGCUAAAGCAGGAGAGCUUUUUGUUGUCACCGGAAGUGACACAGAAGGUGCAGCAGUUACGCCCACUGUCAACAUGGUAUCCACAGAGUUGGUGCCUGUCACUGUGGCUGAUGGUCUAGACUCUGUGGUGCCUUUGAUCAUCCCGCUACAUGAACCGGAUUCCUUCCCCUUGGAGGUGGUCCCAGAAUCGCCCCCCAGCCACACCCAGGAAGCUGAGGGAGCCUUAAGCCUGGCAGAGCCUCCCACCCCAGCCUCAUCUGGCUUCCCCCUGCCCACGCCCUUCUCUGUAGGUGAUCCUGGUGACUGGGAGCCCUCCCUUGACCUGGACCUGACCCAGACUCCCACCCUGAGAUCCACACAAGAACCCCAGACUGAAGCAUUAAGCCCAGGCACCAACCCUGAGGUGCUUCUCUGGCCUAAAGAAGAAGUAGACGUCCACGCUGAGACUGCCGUCCAGUCAGAAAAUGACACAGCCACAUUUUCCGCUGCCACAGUGUUAUCAGGUGAUGGUGAGGUUGACCAUGCCCCCCCAUCCUACCCCCACCUGCUUGAUACGGACUCAGAGCUGGACUACCAGUAUGAUCCAGCUGAUGCCUUUCUCCCGGGGGAUGAGGGUUCCUAUGUCAGCUGGGGUUCCUCAGCCUGUCCCUGUGUGGAGAAGGUCCAGGGUUCAUCCCUUCUCCCUGUCAGAGUGGAGAGGAAGAUCACUUUACUGGCCCGCAACCUGCACCUUUAUCAGGAUACGGAGCUGGACUAUGAAUGUGUGUUGGUCAUCGAGGGACAGACGGUGGUGGUGGAUGCCUACGUGGAGACUGAUGACAUGAAUCCAUCAAACUUUGACAUCACCUGUCAACUCCACCAGUACACAUAUUCUGCACCAGUGGAUGAAUACAAUGCCAUGGUAUAUGUGAAGAGGAGGGACACCUUCCAUGUGGACAGCUCUCCUGAUCUAUACGUGACUCUGUAUAACUGCUCUGUGGGCCGCUCUGACUGCAGCCGCUGCCACACAGCUGAUCAAAAAUAUGGUUGUGUGUGGUGCGGUGGUGCUCAGGCCAGUUGCUUGUAUUCCGACUCUUGUAGUGAGCCCAUACAACAGACAUGCCCUGCCCCUGUCAUCCACUCUAUUGAGCCACUCUCUGGCCUGUUGGAAGGCGGCACCUUGGUGACUGUCUCAGGUUCUAACCUGGGCCAGAAGGCUGAAGACAUCCUUCACUCUGUGUCAGUAGCUGGGAUUCCUUGCACUGUCAUCCCAAGCCUCUACGAGGUUUCCUCCAGGAUUGUGUGCAGGACCAAAGCCAGUGGAGGAGAGAAGGUUGGCUACAUGUCUGUGAAAGUGAGCGGAGGAGAGUUUGGUGUGUCCAGCCAGACAUUCAGCUACCAGGACCCUUUUGUGAUGGGGGUGUCUCCUGAAAGGGGGCCCAAAGCCGGAGGAACAUCCCUGACAAUUACUGGCCGAAACCUGCUGACAGGACGUCCCUCUGACCUCACCAUCACUGUGGGAGGGGUGCCCUGUAGAAUUGUGUCAGAGGUGCAGAGCUCCAGUGUUCAAUGUGUGACAGGCAGCAGUAAUAAGACAGGAGAUCAGCGAGUCACACUGCAUUACGGCAGCAGCCAACGCCACCUCCACACUUCAGCCUACCGCUACACCCACAACCCAAACAUCACCGAAGCCAAGCCCGCAAAGAGCUUCCUGAAUGGUGGUCGGCUCAUCCGUGUGUCGGGACACAACCUGGACGUGGUGCAGGAGCCCCGGAUGGUGGUGACCGUCUCUCCCUUGGCAUCAGUCAGCCAGAAUAAAAGAAAGAAGCGAAGGAGGAGGAGGAGGAGUGGAGAGCAGGGGGAGGACAGGCAGAAGACUUUGGGAAGGCCAGUGAGGAUGGUUCUUGAACCUGUCUGUCCUGGAGACCCACUCUGCUCUGUCAAGCAGUUCACUGAGCGCUGUGAGGUGAACUCCUCCUCCCUGAUCCUGUGCCGCUCUCCUAUGGUGGACUCUUCUGCCUUGGUGUCAAAGGUCACUGCAGAGUUUUUAUUGGACAACCUGCGCUUUGACUUCAGCAGUCUGAGCCCUCAGAGCUUCAGCUACGCGCCCAACCCUACCCUGCAGCCCCUGAACCAGCAGGACCCUCUAAAGGCUUACCGCUACAACCCUGGCAGCUUCAUCCAGCUGGAGGGGGAAGACCUGGACCUGGCCAUCACUAAGGACGAGGUGGUAGUGUUGAUUGGGGAGGGUGUGUGUGCUGUUAAGACCCUCACCAAAAACCAUCUGUACUGCGAGCCGCCACCUCAGCAGCCUGCACCAGGACCCAGCAGCAAGAAACGCGAGGGCUCCGACAAUCUGCCUGAAUUCACAGUCCAAAUGGGCAACCUGAACUUCUCCCUUGGUAAGGUUCAGUAUGACAACCUCAGCCUGUCCACCUUCCCUCUGGAGGCCCAGAUUGGAGUAGGGGUCGGGGCAUCCAUAGUCGCCCUCAUCGUCCUCAUCAUUGUGCUCAUUUACAGGAGGAAGAGUAAGCAGGCUGUGAGAGACUACAAGAAGGUCCAGAUCCAACUGGAGAACCUGGAAACCAGCGUGAGAGACCGCUGCAAGAAAGAGUUCACGGACCUGAUGACGGAGAUGAUGGACAUGUCCAGUGACCUGGUGGGCUCUGGCAUUCCUUUCCUUGACUACCGAAUGUACGCUGAGCGCAUCUUCUUCCCCGGCCACCGGGAGUCUCCGCUGAGGCGAGACCUGGAUGUUCAAGAGUGUCGAAGGCAGACGGUGGAGCAGGGAUUGGUGCAGCUGUCCAACCUGCUCAACAGUAAACUCUUCCUUACCAAGUUCAUUCACACUCUGGAGAGCCAACGGACUUUCUCUCCCAGAGACAGGGCAUACGUGGCCUCCCUGCUGACGGUGUCGCUGCAUGGCAAACUGGAGUAUUUCACUGACAUCCUCAAAACUCUCCUCAAUGACCUGGUGGAGCAGUAUGUGGCCAAGAACCCCAAACUGAUGUUGCGACGAACAGAGACAGUGGUGGAGAAGCUGCUGACCAACUGGAUGUCCAUCUGCCUCUAUGCUUUCCUCAGGGACUCAGCAGGGGAGUCUCUCUACAUGCUGUUCAGGGCCAUAAAGCACCAGGUAGACAAAGGACCUGUGGACGCUGUGACCGGCAAGGCCAAGUACACCCUCAAUGACAACCGCCUGCUGCGAGAGGAUGUAGAGUACAAGACCCUGACUCUGAAUGUUUUGGUGCAGGGUGGAGGAGUGAAUGAGAGCCAGCCGCUGCCCUCCAAAGUGCUGGACUGUGACACCAUCACACAGGUGAAAGAGAAGCUGCUGGACCAGGUCUACAAGGGCACCUCCUUCUCCCACCGACCCCACGCAGACUCACUGGACCUCGAGUGGCGGUCUGGUGUUGCUGGUCAUCUCAUUCUGUCAGACGAAGACUUGACAUCUGUGGUUCAGGGAAACUGGAAACGCCUCAACACACUGCAGCACUACAAGGUCCCAGACGGUGCAACAGUAGCGCUGGUCCCUCGCCACACCAAACACAUUCACCAUGACAACCACGAUUAUGUGGCAGGAGAGAAGACUCCGAUGCUGGAGGAUGCAGAUGAAGGUGGAGUGAGGCUGUGGCAUCUGGUGAAAGCCAGCGAGGAGCCUGAGUUGCCCAAACACCGCCGAGGCAGCCUCAGGGAGAGAGAGAGGGCCAAGGCCAUCCCCGAGAUCUACCUGACCCGCCUGCUGUCCAUGAAGGGAACGCUGCAGAAGUUUGUAGACGAUCUGUUCACAGUGAUCCUCAGCACCAGUCGUCCUGUCCCGCUGGCUGUUAAAUACUUCUUUGACCUGCUGGACGACCAGGCGGGACAACAUGGCAUCUCUGACCCAGAGACAAUACACAUUUGGAAGACCAACAGUCUCCCUCUGCGUUUCUGGAUCAACAUUGUGAAGAACCCUCAGUUUAUCUUUGACGUCCAGGCGUCGGACCACGUGGACGCCGUGCUCUCUGUCAUCGCCCAGACAUUCAUGGACUCCUGCACCAUCGCUGAGCACAAGCUGGGACGGGACUCUCCCAUCAACAAGCUGCUAUAUGCAAGAGACAUCCCACGCUACAAACAGAUGGUAGAAAGGUACUAUGCUGACAUCAGGCAGACCAUAUCAGCCAGUGACCAGGAGAUGAACUCAGCUCUGGCUGAAUUGUCCAGGAACUACUCUGGAGAGCUCAACUACCUGGUCGCACUGCACGAGCUUUACAAGUACAUCAACAAAUACUACGACCAGAUCAUCACAGCGCUGGAGGAGGACACUACGGCCCAGAAGAUGCAGCUGGGCUACAGACUGCAGCAGAUCGCAGCUGCCGUGGAGAAUAAGGUCACUGACUUGUGACAGAGGAAUCACCCAGCAGAGCUGUGGCAAACGGAGUGGGCUGGCAGGACGAGGAAGAGGAGGAGAAUUAACAGAUUUGCACCCUGCAGGUUGAACUGAAAAGCAGGAAAGCAACAGACAGACAAAUCAGAAGCUUCCUUUCAGGAGAAAGUCUUGAAGUCAAGGAGUUUUUGAAGAAACUUUUUAGGUUUGUGUAGAAGUUCACAUCCCAGCAUCUGUCCUGAUGGUGUUGGCUGUGGAUGACUUUAGUCUGGACAAUUUGAGCUCUCUGUAUAAGCAGGACAGCACACAGACACUGGACGAAGAAAGAGAGGAUGUGUGAAAGACACCAGUCAGGCCUGUUGUCCCUCCUGUUGACUGUAUGUGGAGAUAUUUGAAGGAAGAACAUGUGCUGGACUUCCAACUUAACGGUCUUACACAGUAGUGCUCAUGUAAAAGAAACAGCUGCUUUACAGACAGCUGAUCUGAUCUGAAGACUCAUUUCAGUGGGAUUUUAUCUCACUGUGAACCCCUGGAGUGAAUUUUUAGAAGCGGUACCUCUUAUGCCUUGUGUGCUUCUCGCUGCUGUAUGGUCUGAAGAUAUUCCUUUGUGUGUGUAUGGUGAUUUGUGUGUGUGUGUGUGUGUGUGUGUGUGUGUGUGUGUGUGUGUGUUUGCAGUUAUCCAUAUUGCCCUGGUUAUCAAUCUACCCCUUGUAUUGUGACAUUUCUGGUUUCUAGUACAAAGUAUUGAAGUAACUGGUUCUCAUAUUUUAGAUGUUACAGUCAGCAGUAUUCAGAAAACAGUGAACUGAGCUUCAAUGUUAUUUCUCUGAAAUGUUUAAGAAUGAAACCUUCGUCACAAUGUUGUUUGCUUGAAGGGACAGUUCACCCCAAAAUCAAAUUUACAUAUUUUUCCUCUUACCUGUGGUGCAAUUUGUCAGUGUACAUGUUUUGGUGUGAGCUGCAGUGUUGGAGAUAUCAGCUGUAGAGAUGUCUGACCUCUCUCCAGUAUAAUGGAACUAGAUGGCACUCUGCUUGUGGUGCUUAACGCACCAAAAACAUACAUUUGAUAAACUCAACAUCAAUGUCUGUACAGAAAUCAUGGCCUGGUUACUCAAGAUAAUCCACAGACCUUGUUACCAGGUUUAUGCAGGAACUAUUUUCUUUUUACCAAAUUAAAGCCACGAACCACAUCACCGCACAAAAGGAAGUGUGCAUCUACUCAUGGACGAGAGUGCUCAUGCCCAUGACAGCACAAGAUGUAGAUAAUAAUGGAAUCCUAGGUGAGCUAGCAGUAGAUACACACUUCCUUCUGAGCAGUGAUACGGUUGGCAGGUGUAGUUCAGGGUUGGAAAUGAACUUUUCUGUCCACCUGUGGUGACUGUGGCUGGUGGAUUCCAAAAUCUACCAGACCCUCAAUAGAUUACCAUCGUUUUUUGUGUGUGUGUGCGGUUUUUUUUGGCUGUUGGCUGGUACUAAUGUCCAACCCUGGUGUAGUUCAGUAGAAAGAAAAUAGUUACCACAUGAGACUGCUCACAGCAAGGUCUGUGGAUUAUCUUAAGUAACCAGGUCACAAUUUCUGGAAAGAGACACUGCCGUUGAGUUUUUCAAAUGUAAUUUUUUUGUUGCAUUGAGCACCACAAGCUGAGUGACAUCUAGUUCCAUUGUACUGGCGAGAAGGCAGCCAUUUCUACUGCCGGUAUCCCCAACACUUUGUAACUCACACCAAUCUAUCUAGACUUUCUAGAUUAACAGCACUACAGGUAAGAAGAAAUUUUGUGAAUUUUUAAUUUUGGUGUGAACAUCCCUUUAAAACCAAUCGCUGAGAGUCUAACAAGUCACUGCCACUCUACCUCAGCCUACUCUGCUGCAUCAGAUACUCCUUUUUUCUGUAAUAUUGGUGACCCAACACUACUAUGUACAUUUUCAACCAGCUACAACUACCAGUAUAGCAGCACAGCACAGAUCUACCCUCAUUAACAUAUACAGUAAGGCCUGCAGGGCAUUCUCAUUUGCAGCAGUACAAACACGCAGAGACAUUUCAGAUGUUUCCAGCUCAUUAUUUUCUUUCCUUUGUGUGAGAUUGUAAAUCAGAACCUGCUAAUUGGAGCAGGUACUUAAGGUACUUAAACCCCGACUGAGUGACAGUUUACUCUCUUUUUGUUUCUUGCUUUUAUACUUAUUCAUGUGGAUGUGUCUAUAGUGUACAAGUCACUGGAAAGAUGUUAGAGGAAAAGCAAAAAUCCUUCCAUAAACUCCAUGAAGUGGAAUCUUAGUGUGCACCACUGUGUUUUAUUGUAUAAAUCCAUCAUAUGUCUGUUUUGUACAUUUUUAACAUUCCUUUUAGGUUUUGAAGAAUGCGUUAAUCAUGAUUCACCUGGUUCCAAUCCAGGGCGAGGUGACGAUACGUGUUGGAAGUGUUUUGGUGUUGACAUCAUGGUUGGUAUACAGUUCUUGUAUUGAACACAAGGUGGCACUGCUUCAUGUGCUGGAGGUCUGUAUGGCAUUUUAUUUUUGUCAAGUUAAUACAGGUUAUGUAUUGAUUAUACUACUACUACUGUCCCAGUAGAUAUAGUUAAUCUUGUUACACUGUUCUGCUUUCAGUUAGAGCACAGAGACCUUAUAUACAUGGGUUAAUGUUUGUUUUGCUUAUUUAAAUGACAAAGACUGAGAUGGCCUCUUAUGGGUUAGUCGGGCUGGGUAUGGUUGGACAUUUGUUGCUGCUGGUCUUGUGUCAAACUGUUUCCCCUUUUAAAAAAAUGUUUCACAGAGCACUGCCCUUUGUGGUUGGCUUUAUUUAGUUAAUAAUUAGGUUAUGGUUAGGCAUUGCAGAGAUAAAUGGUUGGGUUCAGAUGACUGCAAGCAAGGGGAAACCCAUAUUAACAGGGAGACAGACUUUGUGCCAACUUUGAUGCUGAACAGUUUGUUAAUUCUCAAGUAAGUGAUAGAGACACAGUGUCUUUUUUAUUUAAAAAGUAUUAAGUUUGAUACCCAGCCCUCGUCAUCAAAAAUAGAUGAGAGUGAUAAGGAUUUCAAAACUGCCUGACCUUAAAUAGUAUUGAUGUGUGUCAUUCCAGGUCCAGGCUCAGCAUGUCAGAAUGUAGCCCAUAGGUUCAUUACUACAUUACUUAACACCCACAAGCAACUAAUGAGUCAUAUGAACAGAUGGUUUGUUCUGUCAUACACUGUCAGUUCAGACAGGGGUGAAAGCCCAAUGGUGAUAAAGACAAGCCAUUUGAGGGAAAACUAUAACUGUUGUUAGGCUGUAUAAAAUUGGCAAUGUAGAGCAGGCUCUGCAAGGAGCGGUUUUAAGGAUGUUUCUUAUUUUGUGUGUUAUAUCAUUGUACAUACUGAUUUAAAGUGUAACUGUAGUGAUUUAACAUGUUUAAUAACAGAAGGUGCAAAUUUUCCCAAAUGCUGAUGUAAUAAAGUAUUCUUAAAAUUA
Messenger RNA from Epinephelus fuscoguttatus (brown-marbled grouper), 11224 nucleotides. RefSeq names its product plexin b1b (gene plxnb1b). The record is from RefSeq and is a predicted model, not a curated record. NCBI's taxonomy places the organism in Eukaryota, Metazoa, Chordata, Actinopteri, Perciformes, Serranidae. The coding region runs from base 1015 to 7800 and encodes 2261 amino acids. Gene Ontology annotation, cellular component: semaphorin receptor complex. Gene Ontology annotation, biological process: regulation of GTPase activity; negative regulation of cell adhesion; positive regulation of axonogenesis. Gene Ontology annotation, molecular function: protein binding; semaphorin receptor activity. The transcript has 41 exons.